CUCUCAUGAAUUACUAUUAUAUAAAAAUAUAUUGCAAUUAAUUGUUGUGUUUGAAAUAUAUCGCUCUUUACAUUACCUGAAAACAUUAUGGAUAUAGUAAUAAAGCUAAAUGAGCAAACAAUAGGCAGAGACAGAAUUAUCAGAUUGCUACAAUAUGGAAGCAGAGCUUAUUGGUAUUAUGGUCAGAAUAUUCGUAGUACACAACAUUCUGCAGAAGUCUUAAGAAGUUUGGAAUAUACAUUUAGUUCCUUUAGAAAAUUGUUACGUCUAGGGAGAUGUUUGGACAGUUUAUAUUCUGCUUUAAAAAUGAUGAAAUAUCCAGAUCUAACUAUAAGAGCCACUUUGACACUAUCAAAAAUUGCCAAUGCUCUAUUCUUAUUAACAGAUCAUAUAAUUUGGGUCGGCCGUGUUGGAUUAUAUAGGGUUAAUAUUGAAAAAUGGAGCAAAAUAUCUAAUAAGUACUGGUUAAUGGGUAUUAUAAUGAACCUAAUAAGAGAUAUUUAUGAAAUCAUAAAAAUUUUUGAACAUGAAAAAGAGAGUGUAUUAACGAGGACAUCAAAGUUCUCACAUCAUUUAUGGAAACGAUAUAAAUUACUCUGUCAUUUAAGAAAUCACAAAGAUGUUGUAAUGGAUACAAUUAAAAAUGGAUGUGAUUUAUGUAUUCCUUUAACAGCACUAGGCUUUACCAAAUUUACCCCUGGAAUAAUUGGUAUACUUGGUGUGGUAUCUUCAAUUGUAAGUCUGUAUACAUUAACUUAUCCCCUGUAUAAAUUAACACCAACUUAAAAUUAAUUGACAUAAUUACUUUUUAUGUACAUGAAUAUGAUUACAAAGCAUUUAUUCAAAUUAAAGGAAUUACAUUAUUAAAAUUAAAUUAAUAUUUUUUUAUGGAUUUUCAUGAUUUUUAUACAUUUUUUAUGUAUAUAUUUUUUACUAUGUAUCUAAAAAAACUAUAUGUUACUAAACUGUGAUACUUAAAUAAGUAUUUUGUGAUCAAUUUUUGGUAAAUUUUUAAAUAAAGUAUCCUGAAAGUAGCACGAGAUACUAUACAUAAAAUUGAAAAAUCUGUUUUAUAUCAUAAAAUUAUAUUUCAGUAAAUAUAUUUACAUAAUAUUUACAAUGUAACUUAUAUCUAUGUCAUGUUAUUAUAAAUAAAUUUAUAUUUGCAAAUGAAA
This is a messenger RNA of Bombus terrestris (buff-tailed bumblebee), 1175 nucleotides long. It is a transcript of the gene Pex11ab, whose product is annotated as peroxisomal membrane protein 11B. Gene Ontology annotation, biological process: peroxisome fission; regulation of peroxisome size. The record is from RefSeq and is a predicted model, not a curated record. The transcript is spliced from 3 exons. NCBI's taxonomy places the organism in Eukaryota, Metazoa, Arthropoda, Insecta, Hymenoptera, Apidae. Gene Ontology annotation, cellular component: peroxisomal membrane. The coding region runs from base 88 to 786 and encodes 232 amino acids.